AUGAGCAGGAAGAAGAUGAAGAUGAAGUUGCAGCUGAUGGGGAACAAGGCCGCCCGGAGGCAAACCUUCAGGAAGAGGAAGAGCUGUCUCGUGAAGAAAGCCGGUGAACUGAGCGUCCUCUGCGAUGUCCAGGCGGUCAUGAUCAUCCACAGCCCCUACGAGCAUGGAAUCCAAAUCUGGCCCUCCAAAGAGGAGGCCUCCUCGCUCCUCAGGAGGUUCCUCAGCAUGCCGUCGUACGAGCGCAAGAGGCACGGAAUGGAUCAGGAGGCCUUCCUCCGGCAGCAGAUAAACGUGCUAAGCAGCAAGGUUGAGAAGGAGGAGAAGAAGAACCAGGAGCUCGAAUUGGAGUAUCUCGUGGGCUGGUUCCUCGGUUGCGGGGAACGAGCUUUGAAGCAGCUCACUUACGACGAGCUAAGCCAUCUACACCUCAUGGUGGAGGCGAAGCUGGAGGAGGUCCAGGCGACGAUGAACGCCCUUCUCCUUCAUCAGCAGACACCGGGCGGCUUCCUGUGCCAUGCGGCAGUGGAGGGGGAGCCUAAUAAUAUGCUUCCGCAUGGGCUCCCGAGUUUCUACGGUUCCGUCGAAGAGAGGAUACGAGCCUUGAGUGGACCAGACUGGCAGAGGGAGAUGAUGACUUCCCCAUCGCUACCUUCCAUUUCGACGCUUGCACCAUCUUCCUCCUUCCCUCCCUUGAUGAGCUAG
This is a messenger RNA of Spirodela intermedia, 702 nucleotides long. The record is from the annotation of a GenBank genome assembly. NCBI's taxonomy places the organism in Eukaryota, Viridiplantae, Streptophyta, Magnoliopsida, Alismatales, Araceae.